Molecule: messenger RNA, 3701 nt
Organism: Coturnix japonica (Japanese quail)
Lineage: Eukaryota; Metazoa; Chordata; Aves; Galliformes; Phasianidae
Gene: KLHL42
Product: kelch like family member 42
Molecular function (GO): protein binding
Source: RefSeq, a predicted model, not a curated record
CUGAGCGCUGCGCCGUUCCCUUUUUAGGGCUUUUUACUUUUUUUUUCUGUUGUUGCCGGCUCAGCUCCUCCUACCCGGCAGCGAACCCCAGGGCAGAGGUGGAGCCGGCUGGGGCCGGGUUGGUUGGUAGGGGGUCGCGAUGUCCCUUGCGGAGCGACAGCGGAUGGAGGAAGAGGAGGGGGAAGGGGACGGCAGCGGAGAGGAAGUGGUUCAGAUCCGGCUGGGGGACAAGUGCUACCCGGUGUGCAAGAGGAAGCUGAUCGAACAGAGUGACUAUUUCCGAGCCCUGUACCGUUCGGGCAUGCGGGAGGCAGGGCAGGGCCAGGAAGAGCAGCUGUUGCGAGGAGGGCUGAGCGCGCUGGGACUGGAGUUGGUGCUGGACUUCAUCAACACUUCCUGCCUUGCCCGGCUGGAGCAAGAGGGUGAGGAGGAGCCUCCUCUGUUAGAGGAGCUGGUGGAGGCCGCCUCCUACCUGCAAGUCACUCCCCUGCUGCGCUUGCUGCUCUCCCAGGUGCGAUUGGGCAACUGCCUGGAGCUACAUCACCUGGCCCAGGUCUAUGGCCUGCAGGAUCUGCACGAUGCUUGUUUGGACUUCAUGGCUUCCCAUUACCACCAGGUGCUGCGCAGGCCCGAUACCCGGCUGCACCUCAACCUGCCUCACGCUCUCCAGCAGCACCUGAAGGAGAGGCGGAUGAGAGGCACUGCCACUUUGGUGGCUAUUGGGGACUUCAUGGGUACCUCAUCCACGGGCCACCCGCAGGCAGAGGCCCCUUGGUCCAUGCUGAGAUACGAUGAGGAAGCAGAGCAAUGGCUGCCCCUGGCCAACAACCUACCUCCAGAUCUGGUGAAUGUGCGAGGCUACGGGUCAGCCAUGUUGGACAACUACCUCUUCAUCAUUGGGGGGUACCGGAUCACCACCAGUCAGGAGAUCUCAGCUGCCCAUUGUUACAACCCUUGCCUAAAUGAGUGGAGUCAGCUGUCUUCAAUGAACCAGAAGAGGUCAAACUUUAAGCUGCUGGCUGUAAAUGGAAAGCUCUAUGCCAUCACUGGUCAAUACCUUUUCAAUGUGGACUGCUGUGACCCAGAAAAUGAGCGAUGGAAUUCUGUAGCAGCCAAGCUAAACUCUCUUGUAAAGUUCACAGAUUUCAAGUGCAAGAGUAAGCUUUAUGUUAUUGGCGGAUAUACUACACGAGACAGAAAUAUGAACAUCUUGCAAUACUGUCCUACUUCUGAUUCCUGGACCAACUUUGAAAUCUGUGACGUCCACGUUCGUAAACAGCAGAUGGUCUCUGUUGAAGAAACAAUCUAUCUAGUAGGAGGUUGUAUCCAUGAACUUGGACCAAACCAAAAAUCCAGCCAAAGUGAAGAUGUCUUAGCUGUGCAGUCUUACAACACUGCUACCAAAGAAUGGCUCUACCUCAAAGAGAACACAUCGAAGUCGGGUCUUAACUUGACUUGCACUCUACAUAACGAUGGAGUUUAUAUAUUGAGUAGAGAUAUUACUUUAUCUACGAGCUUGGAGCACCGUGUUUUUCUGAAGUAUAAUAUAUUCACAGACAGUUGGGAGUCACUAAGACGCUUUCCAGCCUUUGGACAAAACAUGCUGAUCUGUUCUAUGUACUUGCCUGGUGUGUGAGGCAUGUAAUGGCAUCAAGUUUUUCUUUGCAGCUCAUUAAUCAUUCUUGGAAGAAAUAUUGCUCCCUCUAAGUAAUUCCAGUUUCAGAAUGUAAUGUGGUUGCAUAACAUAGGCAUAAAAUAAAGGUUCUUUUCUUAAACAAAAAAAGUUUCAAAAUCUAAUAUUAAGAAUAAUGGUUCUAGAAACAGUUCCAAGAUUUCAGUUUAAUUUUCUUGUAUUUUGUAUUUAAAUUUCACCGAAUAUUGUUUACAACUUAAACAUAAAAAUUGUAUGUUGGUUACUAAUGAAGGAUAGAGUUCCAAAGGCAAAGCUGAUUAUUCUCAUUUUUAUUCUCCAUCAUUAUAGACAAAAUAGAAGAGAGCAUACAUGGUGAAAGUGAAUGUAAUUCAAUAAAAUAAAUACUAUAUCUGAGAUAUAUCAAAAAAAUGAAUAAUUUUUUUUAAUAUGAUUUUUACACAAACUGUGUUCUGUCAAAUGCAUAAUGUUUAAAAUUGUAAUGUUUAAAAUUGCGUAGUGUCUCAUGUUAUUCUCUCUUCUAUAGUCAUGGGUGAGUUUCAAGUGUUCCAGUAAGUAGGUAUCCUCAAGAAACAUGUAUUCCCCUGAAUUAUUUGGCAUGAAAUACUUCACAAGGAACUGGGAAGAACUACCUGGAGAUCGAAAGUUUCUUUCUUUCUGGACGUUAAAUGCUGCUUUAAUGGCAGUUAGCAGCAUUUAUGGUUGCCUUUAUGACAGAGGUAAAAAGGCUGUGAAUUCAAAGGGAGAAGUUCACUGAUCUUCAGAAGAUUUUCACUUUUAGUUAUCCUGUUGUUUUCUGCAGCACUGAAUGUUAAAAAUCAAAUUAUAGAAACUAAAAAACAGAUGUUAGCAGCAAGCUGCGUUGUAGGAGGAUGUAAUUGCGUACACACUGUGGUGAUUCUGCACCAGGCACUCGCUGCUUGAUAACAGUUAUCUAGUGCAAAAGAGGAGACUUUAUGUGGCAGGGUUCAUUUGUUUUAGCAGCUUCCUUACGACACCAGCUCUAACAGGUUUAUGUGGAUGCUGACUUUCUUAUAUCUACCAGGUUCCUGGUAACAUAACCAGUUUGUUACCUGAAGUUGUUAGUUUCUACAAAGAACAUAGGGGGAUAAUCACCAUAGAUUCUUAUUUGUGUUUCCUAGUUUCUGCAUAUUGCCUGAGAUCCUUUCCUUUUUGGAGGUGACAGGUUCACUGGAGUCUCCUGAAGGCCUUGGUUGUUAUCCUGGGAAGGUUUCACAACUGCUGCCUUUGGGAAAGAGAGGUUGCAUAGAUUUUGGUUUUGUACCAGGUUUUUCUCGAAAUUGUGAUAUUUAAUUCACUUGAAUGUGUUCCUAGUGAGGGGAGACUUUUAUUUCCCCUCUUGAAAUUCAGGAAUCUGAAUUGACUUGAAAAUAAGAUGCCUGUUGUACAGAGAAAGAAAAGGCAGCAAUGGUUCCCUCAAGUCUCUUUUUAACUCCCAUCUUUUCCAUGGUCUUGUAUUAAGUUGAUGUUAAAAGAGCUAUCAGACCAUUAUCUGUAACACAUUCUGUUCUUAGGUGCAUAAUUUUGAUGCUUCUGAUCAGAUCAUGUAUAGCAACCCAAAUAGAAAACCAGGAAACUCUGUUUAUCUAGUGUGGACAUUAACCAAGGUACUUUGAAUAACCAGAAUUAACCUUGUGGGUGGAAUUUUUGCAGUCUGGCGGAGCAUGUUAUGCUUAAGCCGAAAAUAGUGUCUGCCAUUCAUCUGUAUGCAUAGAUUUCACAAGUUUAGCCUUUGUCUAUUUUUCAGUUUUCAUUCCUUUGAAAACCUCAUGCACUGAGUGGCUGCUGUGUUAUAACAGUUGCAUCAGACCAAACAAUGGCUUUUCUACAACGAAAAAAAUAGGGUGACUUUCCUAAGAUUCUUAAGUGAUUUGUUUUUAACUUUUAUAAGUGUUUUAGAAUAAAUGUAAGCAUUGUUCUGUUGUCUGGUUAUAAAUUAUUUCAGCCACAUUAUUUUACUUUUCAUUUCUAUGUACACUACCCUACUAUAAUUCCUUAGUAAACUCAUUAAUAGCGGUGGCAGAAAUCA